Molecule: messenger RNA, 4272 nt
Organism: Pipistrellus kuhlii (Kuhl's pipistrelle)
Lineage: Eukaryota; Metazoa; Chordata; Mammalia; Chiroptera; Vespertilionidae
Gene: SIRAL2
Product: family with sequence similarity 118 member A
Exons: 10
Coding region: 194-1486 (430 amino acids)
Source: RefSeq, a predicted model, not a curated record
GGCCGGCACCGUGGGAGUCGCGGCGGAGGGCGGCGCGGCGUCCGCUCCGCGGUGCCCGGGUGCGCGCGCAGCCCCCACCGCGCAGCCGCCCCCGCGCCCCGCCCAGCGCCGGGCGUGCGGCCGCCGGCACCGCCGAGACCCGCCCCGAGGAGACCGGCGCCCGGAGCUGGAGGCGGCGGCGCAGGGUUCACAGAUGGAUUCACUGGAAAAGACCACCCACCAAAGUGAACAGAAGUCCAGGAAGUUCCUGAAGAGCCUCAUCCAGAAGCAGCCGCAGGAGCUGCUGCUGGUGAUCGGCACGGGCGUCAGCGCGGCCGCGGCGCCCGGCAUCCCCGCGCUGUGCUCCUGGCGCGGCUGCCUGGAGGCCGUCAUCGAGACGGCGGAGCAGCUGGACGUGCUGCACCCCGGGGACGCCGCCCAGUUCCGCAGGAAGGUGAAGAAGGACCGCGACCUGCUGGUCGUCGCCCACGACCUCAUCCGCAAGAUGUCGCCGCGGACGGGCGACACCAAGCCCAACUUCUUCCAGGACUGCCUGAUGGAGAUCUUCGACAGCCUGGAGCAGCACCUCCAGCGGCCGCAGGUGCUGCAGCCCAUCCUCAGCCUCAUGGACCGCGGCACCAUGGUGCUCACCACCAACUACGACAACCUGCUGGAGCUCUUCGGGCGCCAGCAGAACCGGCCCAUGGAGUCCCUGGACCUGAAGGACAAGGCCAAGGUCCUCCAGUGGGCACGAGGGCACAUCAAGUACGGCGUGCUCCACAUCCACGGCCUCUACACGGACCCCUGCGGGAUGGUCCUGGACCCCUCAGGGUACAAGGACGUCACACAAGACCCGGAAGUGAUGGAGGUGUUCCAGAGCCUGUACCGCACCCGGUCCUUCCUGUUCGUGGGCUGCGGGGAGACGCUGCGCGACCAGAUCUUCCAGGCGCUCUUCCUGUACUCGGUGCCCAACAAGGUGGAGCUGGAGCACUACAUGGUGGUGCUCAAGGAGAGCGAGGACCUCUUCUUCAAGCACCAGGCCGACAUGCUGCUGCACGGCAUCAAGGUGGUGUCCUACGGCGCCUGCUUCGACCACUUCCCGGGCUACGUGCAGGACCUGGCCACGCAGAUCUGCCGGCAGCGCAGCCCAGAUGCCGACCGGGCAGACAGCACCACGCUGGGGGGCGGCUGCCAGGACUGCGCCAAGAGGAAGCUGGAGGAGAACGGCAUCGAAGCUUCCAAACAGCUCCGGCCCUCAGGUUUCCUGUCCAGCAUUGGUGCCACCCCGUUCCCAGGGCCGCAGCGCCCACCGCCUGCUUCUCCCAGCGGCUUCGGCCCGACAGGCCUCGGUCUCGUGGCAAGCGGGCCCCGCCCUGCGUGGGGUGCGGCCACCGUCAUCUCGGCGCUGCUGGCCGUCCUGCAGGCGGGGCGCCAUCACGCGGGUUCCGGCGGGUUCCACGGCUCCGCCAGAGCCCAGGGCCCUGGUGACGAUGCUGACACAUCUUGAAAUCUUUAAAACCAACCAAACCUGCAACUUGAAAACCAGCCUUCUGUGACCGCAGUGCCGCCCCGGGAUGAGGAAUGCUCGAGAACUCACACGGCCCCACGCUGCCGUCCUGUCACCUGUGGGUGCGGCCAGAGGCUGGGGAGUCCCAUUGUGUGUCUAACUGUCGGGGUGAAGUGCUCACCUCGGACCCGCUGCCAGGACGGGCGGACAACUACCUCAGCCGGUGGCGGGAGGGAGCUCCCCAGCGCCCUGUCCGGUGGCUGUUCUAAUAAAGGGACAGUGGAGACUGCAAGCAACAGUAGUUGCCAAAGAAAAGUGAGAAACUAGACUCUUAAAUUUUGUAAUUUUUAUGCGGAAACAUGUUACUAGAGAAGAAACUUUUAACGUAUGUUGGUUACGUUGUUUGAUAGUAAAGAAUAUUCGAGGUGUUGAAUCUGCCAGUGAGAGUGACGUCUUAACAGAAUGACUGGAUCAAAGGGCUUCUUUGGAACGCAGUAGUUUCAGUGACUUAGUUCCAGAGAACUGCAGGUCUACCCCUGAGCAUUAGAGCAUCAUCGCGAAGAACCAGAGGGCCUCUUUUUAUAGAGCGUGAGGGAGGUGGGGAGAACAGCUGUUUGCCUUCUGUGAGUGCAAUUAAUAGGGACUGAACCUGCAAGCUUCUGGUGCACAGGAUGGUGCACUAACCAUUGAGCAGCCCGUCAGGGCAGAGGGCCCUGUCAACCGUGCUGUACAGGGUGGUCCAAGCCCGGCUUGAGGCUGAUGAGAAGUUAAAAGUGGAGCAGAGCUGUUCUAAACUUAGAGUAUCCCAAGCUUUCCAAGUCUCCCCUCCCAGCAUUUUCCGCCAUGGCACGUGAUGGGCACAGCGUCAGGCAGGCAGGCAGGCAGAGGGCGUGGUGGGUGGCUGCUCUGUGGUGUGUUUUAGCGGCUGCCUACUUUCAUGUGAUGUCUCGCCAAGCACCAUGACACUCCCCAUGGAUGGCGCUGGAGCUCCCGCAGGCACCGGGAACUAGAAGCGUCAGGUGGGAGGUGUGGGCAGAAGCUGCACCUGCUUCAGACCUGUCUGCUCUCCAAGCAGGAAACCAAUCGUUUAUGCUCCUCUGGCCGUGAAGUUUGAACUGCAGCUCUGCAUGCUCAGUCUUUCUCUGUGAUGAUGAGGCUUGUUUUAUUUCUGAGAAUUCUUACCGUGAGUUGCCACUCAACUGUGAAAUCCAGUGAGCACUUGAACGUGUUCAGUGUUUGAACAGCAGACAGUUUUUAAGGACUCACAGUGUGCGAUCAGGGACGGAUGUGUGUGAAGGCUGGGCAGCAGUGUGGCCACGUCACAGCAGGAGAGUGACGGGGAGGGAAGCCGGGAAAGCGUAGCAGGCUGCUCAGGACCAGCUCCGAGCGCUGCUGAGUGCCACGCCGGGCGGAGGCCUUGCUGUGAGGAGCGAGCAGUCUGUAGUCAGCCCCGCGCUUGUUUAAGAUGCAGACUGAAAGCAGCGUGACAGGAGUGGGGAACAGUUCGAGCACACCUGAUAUGCAUAACGCUCUGUCCCUGAGAAACCAGGUCGGGGACAUCCUGGCCGUUGUUACUGCAGCUGCAAUGCUCUGACGUUUUUAAAUGGUAUUUUAAGUGGUUAUACGGGCACCUACACAAUAGCCUCUGUGCUGCCUCACCAAAGCCUGAACUACUGUCUCCGCCAUAAAGAGGUUGCUGACCUGCUAGUGAAGUAGGCGAGCUGUGCCCAGUGGGACAGCUGCACCGACCAACAGACACCUUGGGCCCGCAGCCCGGCACUGCCAGCGCCCUCAGACCCCCUCCACCCCUGGGCCCGGCGCCGCCCACUACACAAGCCGACUUCUGGGCAUUUUCAAGAUAAGUGCCACAUGUGCUGUAACGUCUGUGUAGUUCUUAACGGGGUGAUGAGUGUAAACCAGCUGUUAUUGUUAUCAGGUUCCUGCUUUGUUUUUGGAGUGUGGCGUUCCAACUGGUUCCUGUUGCUUGUGGUUUGCACAGAGGUGGUUUCAGGAACGCGAGGAAGCUGCCUUAGGACUGCCUUGAGUCCGAGUCCUGAGAGAACAGGCAGCCGGGAAGAGGAAGGGACAGGUCAGGUGGCACUGAGGGGACAUUCCAGUGUUAAGCCAAUGUCUUUCAAGGAGGGGAAGUCAGAGAUUGAGGUGAGACUGCCGGCACGGAAACAAGGAACCAGGGAGACUGAGCGGCCUCUGAGCAGGGAGCGAGGCUGGGACUUAUGGUGCAGCGCCCGUUUACCUGCGCUGUGAGUGCAGCUCGGGGGCGAGUCCGCUACAUCCGGAGCUGCUCCUCGGUGCCACUGGGCCACCAGGCCAGCAGCCCCUCCACACGCGCUGUUCCGUCCUGCGAUGGAAAUAGGCCUGCUGACAACGCUGCACCUUCUGUCCCGCCCGGAACAAGGCUCUGAAGUGGAAAGCCCGUUGUUUGUUUCCUUCUUAACAGAAAUGACAUUUAGGAAAAUGCAGAUUGCAUUGAAGCAGACAUUCCUUUUCACCUUAAACUUUUUUGGUUUAUAAAACUGUAAAUUGGAAACAUUUGAAAUUAGAAUAUUUUUAUUGAUAUUUUCAUACUGACAAAAUUUCCUCUGAAAUAAUUUCUCAAAACCAAGGUUCAGCACCUUACAAUUAGCAAUUCAGAAAUCAAGACUGUCAUUUAAAUGUUCCUUAAAUGGACAAGGCAAGACCAGAGGAAAGAGGAUGUAGAAUUCAACGUAUUUCUGGCUGGGUUUCAAAAUGGAACUUGAAACUAUGGAAACAAAACUGUACCUUUU